Molecule: messenger RNA, 4153 nt
Organism: Drosophila ananassae
Lineage: Eukaryota; Metazoa; Arthropoda; Insecta; Diptera; Drosophilidae
Gene: Alms1a
Product: Alstrom syndrome protein 1 homolog a
Exons: 5
Coding region: 306-3827 (1173 amino acids)
Source: RefSeq, a predicted model, not a curated record
GCCUUCAGUAACAUACUGCCUCUCCCACUGUAAGCAUCGUUUCAGUUACUUUCCUAAGAUUUUAUUAAAUGUUUUGUAACGAAUUAUUCCAAUUGAAAAAAUUCGGUUUACGCGCGUCUUAUUGAAAUUUCAUCGCUAACCCAAGCGUACAUCACUAGGUGAGUAAUCGAACAUUUUACAACACUGCCAGAGUGGUGGAAUGCACAAACGCCGAACUAUUUAAAAAUCUCCAGGAUAACUUUACGGAAAUCCCUUGUUUUGGUGGUGUGGAUCGUGCCAGAAGGUGGCACAACAACUCAUACCAGAUGCCAGGCCAUAAGCAUAGCCGGAAACAGGCGCAAUCCUCGCGCAUUCCUUCCCAGGCCCGAGAUUACAUUUCUGAAGUGGCUGUGGAUCGGGAGCUGGAGCGUUAUAUGAUCUUCUCGUCUACCGCCAGCAGUGGUAGCACCAACAGUUGCGUCUUGCACCAGGUCCCAGCACCAGAAGCCAUGGCCAACAACAGCAGCGGGAAUUGUUCAGAAUCUCCCACCAAAAACAGGACAACAAAGAAGGGAGCUCCUCAUCCAAAGCCUUUGGCUCCACCACCACCUCCGCCACCGCCACCUGGUCACAGUGCACCCAAGAAGAUAAAGAUAAGGCCUAGACUUAAGGAGAAGAGGAUAUCAUCCGAUGACGAGGUGAUCACAGUGAUUCCCAUCGAGAUGGCAACGAAGAAGGCCUUCCAGGCAGUGGCCGCCACCCAGACGCAGUCUGUAUCCGCUGAGGAUCUACGCACACCCACAAAGAAGUCGCCCGAGAUGAGGACCAAGAAGACACAGACCCCAGAGUCGGCUCUCAAGUCCCACAAGCGCCUCGAAUGGGAUCCCUCGGCGGAUGUGGGCUACUACAAGCGCGCCGUGUCCACGAGCAACAUCAGCACUCUAGAGCGUUCCGUCCUGGAGUCCUCCAACUGGCGCCAGCCUUGCUCCGAAACGGACCUAACCCGGGACCGAGGUACAUCGCCAAUGGCUCCGGAGAAGCCCACACCACCGCCACUGGCCUCCAGCACGUUUGUGAAUCGCAGCCAACGGGCAGUCAGCGCCCAUCCUGUGCCGAUCAGUAAUCAGUCGAGCCUGAAAUCGGCUCACACUUCGAGGGAAGACUCCAACAAGCUGGACUCUGUUCGUUCCAGCUCCAGGAAGGAGAACAGUUCACGUCAUGUCUCAAUGCCGCCGGCAGAGUCGCGUGCCAGUUCUCGCCGCGAAUCCCUGAUCCCGGAAUCACAGCCCAGCUCUCGAAGCUCUCGCUUACUGGACUCUCGUUUGAGUUCCCGCCAGGAAUCGCAGGCCACCUCGCUGUAUGGCAGUUCAGCGGCCAGCAGCUUCGAUUACAACAACCAUCCCAUGCCCGAGGAGGUAAUGCCAUGGCCGGCCAAGGCCCAACAGCCAUUGCUAGAGAAGAUUAUCCAGACAGAUCAGCAGAACAAGGAGAAACGAAGGGCCGAGCAGCGGGAGAAGGAAAAGGAGAAGGAGCGCGAGUAUACGGCGGCCCAGUUGGAGAAGGCUCUCAAUAAACGCAACCGGAACAAGGAGAAUCGCCAGCCAGUUGUCAGCAACUCCUCGACUACUUCCACCGCCGAAUCAGCUCCCAAGGGAGAUCUAGAUCUGGGCAUUGAGCUGCUCUGUUCCUUGGUGAACUCGCGCAGUCUCAGCGAGACGCAGAAGAAGAAACUAGUGCGGGACAUUGCCAAGAAGAUCUCAUGCCUGGAUCUGGCCGAGUCCCGUCCGGACAAUCAAAGCCACCAAACCCAGACCGAUAAUGCCUCUGUGCCAGUGGCAGCUCCUCUCCAGUCGCAGGAUGCGGCCAUGAAUACCUCGCAAAGGUACUCCCGACGCAGCAGUUCCAUCUCGAUGCGAAAGUCACCUGUUUUGUACGUGGAAAUGGUAGGAUCCCGACCUAACAAUCGAAACCAUCAGACACAGACUGAUAAAGUGCCAGAACCUCUCCAGCACCGGGAAAUGGCCACCAAUACCUCGGAGGUGGCCUCCAGGCGCAGCAGUUCCCUUUCGAGUGUUGAGAGAUCGGUUCCAGCUCCAGUGCCGGCUCCUCGCAAACGCACCACUGCCCUGACGCCACCACUGCCCCCGACAGCCAACAGCUUGUCCAGCGGCACCUCGACCAGUGUCUCCCAUGAGGUUAUAACCCAGAAAAAGAACUCCCCAGCCCCUCAGGCGGAAGCCUCCACGGAUGCUGAUGUGGCCGAUGCCGUCAUGGCAGAGUGGCUGCAUCCGAUGACCCAGAGCGAAAUCGAGUACGAGGGACGCCAGAAGACUGGCUUGCAUGCUGAGCGAAUGGAAAAGCUGAAGAUGCUGGACGAGGAGAUCCGACGAAUGCAGCUGCUGAGGGAAGAGCUGGCCACCUUUCUGAACGAUUUGCCGAAGCUGAGACCGCGCACGGCGGACAGGAACGAGGUUCUCUUUGUGGUCGAGCCAGUUUUCCAAGUGGCCGAUUCUCCUACACCUUCGGGAGUGGAUUCCACGGCUCCCAAUCCGCCGCCAAGGCGUGCAUCCUUGAGCGGCCCGCCCCGGGAACUCCCACAGAUACCCACCUCGUCGUCGACGGUGACCCGUUCCACGUCACCGGCUCUGGAGGCGGGGGAGGCACCACCACCACCAGUGCCACCACACCAGAUGCGCUGUAAGAUUGUCACUCCAGUGCUGAGGAGCUCGUCCAGCGGCGGGAGCGAGAGUGUGUGUUCCUUUGUAAAGCAGCGCAGGCGGGAGUUCAACGAGCACUACCAGUCGCUCCAGAAGCAGCAGCUACUGCUGGUCCAGCAGCAGCAGAAGGAACUGGAACUGCAACUGAAGCAGAAACAGCAGCGACCCUCGCAGACCCAUCGCGGUAAUCGGAUGGCGAGACAAGAGAAGAGUCCCUACAUCCAGAUGAACCAUUAUACCCAAGCCCACGUCCAGACCCAGACCAGGCGGGACUACUGCUGCCCGGACAAGGAGGAGGCGGCCGUUUACUACCAGGUCGUGAACUCUCACGAAGCCACUGGCUAUCGGGAAACUAAAGGCGGUGGGAAUGCAAGCUCCAGCAGCACUACUACCACCACCACCACCACAACCACCACCAACUCUUCAUCGUCGGUUAUGUGUUCCGUGCUGAGUUCGGACAUGUCCGUGCCCAUGGGAAUGAUGAACACGUGUGAGACGACGACCACCACCACAACGCACCAGUACGAUGAUGUGGCGUGCCACAGAAUCCAUCACAUCCGACGGACUAAACGAAAGCCGGAGACGGAAGACGAAUCCGAUGAGUGCAUGCGUCGACAGAUGCUGCACAUUUGUCCGUCCGGAGUGGCCUAUCUGAUCGAAUUCGUUUCGAAGAACGACCUUAGGGAGAUUGCGACGCCACCGAUGUCACUGCAGGAUCAACUCUAUCAGGCUCGUCCCGACUUCUGUAUCAAGUCCAAGGAGCGCAAGGCCAUUCUCAAUAAGAUGCAGGCGCUGAGGAAUAUGCGCCGCCGAGACAUGGAACAGCUACUAAUGAACGAAGACAUGAGCGUGGAAGCUAUGGACAAGAAGCUAAUGGAACUGCCACCACCUGCCACCUAUUUUUCAAAUUUGAAUAUAGGCCAAUUGCGAGUGUUUUCCACUCGCAAUAUGAAGGCAAUGACCUCCAGGCGGUGUCGUGAUCUCCCCGAAGUGGUGGCCGCCAAGAAUCGAGAAAAGGAAGAGAAGCGUCGUCGGUGCAAUCGUCUAAUGCGUGAAGUUUUCAAUAAGCGCCUCAAGAAACGUGUGGCUGAAGGACAAGUCUCCCAUAAUCAUAGCGUAACUAUGAUCUAACAGGAAUUGUAACUAAAAUGGACUUAUGACUUAUAACUUAUGACUUAUGACUCAGAUACCUCAAGAUACCAGCCCCAUCCAGUUUAUGUUUUCGUCGAAUAUACGACGACUUGUGCCAUUGUAGGCUUUUAAAUAUCUGACACAAAAAUACUUUUAAAAUUCUAGUUUUUAAACAAUUUUGAUGUAAUAUAAUGUUUCGGAAAUUCUAACAUUGACUUAGAACUAAAUUUUAUCAAAAUUUAUUAGAAAGUAAGCGCCUUUUUGGGAUAACAUGUUAAAACUUCAACUGUUAAGAUUGUUUCAAAAUACAAAAUUAUUGAAAUGUG